Ustilaginoidea virens is the source of this 5358-nucleotide messenger RNA. RefSeq lists its product as uncharacterized. Gene Ontology annotation, cellular component: cytoplasm. The transcript has a single exon. Lineage: Eukaryota; Fungi; Ascomycota; Sordariomycetes; Hypocreales; Clavicipitaceae. Gene Ontology annotation, molecular function: catalytic activity; phosphopantetheine binding. The record is from RefSeq and is a predicted model, not a curated record. Bases 1 to 5358 code for a protein of 1785 amino acids. Gene Ontology annotation, biological process: secondary metabolite biosynthetic process; amino acid activation for nonribosomal peptide biosynthetic process.
AUGACUGUCAAGCACUUCAUUGAGGAUGAGUGUGACGAUCGAGCGGGUGUGGUCAAGCGCGUGCGGAAAUUGCCUGCCACAUGGCAGGCCGACAGUACUGAAGAGUAUAAUUCACUCAACGAUGAGACAGUCAUACUUCGCCGGCAAGAUCUGGACCAGAUUUGGGCUUGGAACAGGGAGCUUCCUCCGCUUAUACAAAGAUGCAUGCACGACAUUGUUCACGAAGUAUCCGAACGGCAGCCAGAUGCAGUAGCCGUAUGCUCCUGGGAUGGGAGUCUGACUUACCGCGAAAUUGACAACCUUUCGUCGCAAUUUGCUAGUGAACUUGUGCGCCAAGGAGUCGCCGUCGGUACCAGAAUACCUCUGUGUUUUGAGAAAUCCAUGUGGGCCGUCGUCUCUCUGCUAGGAGUCAUGAAAGCUGGCGCGACGUUCUCACUUACCGACCCGAGCCAGCCGGAGGCAAGGCUGCGAACCAUUGUGGAACAAACAGGUGCCGAUUUCGUCAUCACCUCAGUUGCCCAGGAAGCCAUUGGUCUCAAGAUCUCGAAAGCAGGUAAACUCAUUGCCAUUUCGCCAGAGUACUUUGAGCAGGUUUCGCAAAAGCCUAGCGAAAACCUGCCUCUGGUACCGGCCUCCUCGCCAAUGUACAUAAUCUUCACGUCGGGAAGCACGGGCAAGCCAAAAGGCGUCAUGAUAUCGCACGAAAACUACACCAGCGGGGCAAUCCCUCGAGCCGAGGCCGUUGGUUACAAGCCUCAUUCAAGGUGCUUUGAUUUUCCCUCAUAUGCUUUUGAUGUAAGCAUAGAUUGUAUGCUGUGUACACUGGCAAAUGGAGGCACAAUUUGUGUCCCAUCCGAGGCGGACAGAAUGAACGAUCUCAGCGGCGCAAUUCGUAAGAGUAGCGCAAACAUGGUUCACAUGACCCCCUCGGUCGCCAGGACGUUGGAUCCGGAUAUAAUUCCUUCCCUGGAUGUUUUGGGAUUGGGUGGAGAGGCUGUUUCAGCAAAAGAUGCUGCUGCAUGGAGUCAACAGACGAACCUGAUUAUUGCCUACGGACCCUCAGAAUGCACUGUCGGCUGUACCAUAAAUAAUACCCUCCAUAUUUCGACCGGAAUUGGGAAAGGUGUUGGCGGUGUAACUUGGAUAACGCAUCCAGAAGAUCACCACGUUUUGAUGGGUAUUGGUGAGGUUGGCGAGCUCUUGAUUGAGGGCCCAGUGGUAGGUAUCGGAUAUGUUGAUGAACCAGAAAAAACGGCAGAAGUCUUCAUUGAGGAUCCAACCUGGCUCAAGUCUGGGCACGGGCAGACAUGUGGUCGUCGAGGUCGUCUGUACAAGACGGGCGACCUGGUCAGAUACGAAUCGAACAACCUUGGCGGCAUAGAGUUUGUGGGCCGGAAGGAUCAACAAGUCAAAAUAAGAGGCCAACGAGUUGAGUUGACAGAAGUUGAACACCACCUCCAACGCUUUCUACCCGCCGGGGUCAAGGUUGCGGCCGAGGUCGUAAAGCCAGGCGGUGCUGGAGCUCCGACUUUGGUCGCAUUUCUCUCGGAGCCAUGUGGCCAAGAUUUCAAGGAGGCCGUCGAGUUGUACUUUGUGGAACAACCUUCAGCCCAACUUAACUCAGCUUUGUCUACAAUCGAUAAAAACAUGGGCGAUAAGGUGCCAAGAUAUAUGAUUCCUGCGGCAUUUGUGCCUCUGAAUGCUAUGCCUUCUCUUAUAUCUGGGAAAACAGAUCGGAAAAGACUACGCGAAAUUGCAGCUUCUUUAUCCCGACACGACCUCUUUGGAAUGCAAAAUCCGGCCACCCCAGAAUCUGAACAAUUACCCCAAACAGAAAUGGAGAAACUUCUGUCAGAAGCAUGGCGAAAAGUUACAGGCUGUGAAGCAACAUUAUUUAGACACACCAACUUUUUCGGAGUCGGAGGCGAUUCGCUUCGCGCAAUGAGACUUGUAGCCGUCUUGAGGGAGGCUUUCGGUAUCUCGAUCACUGUCGCCGACAUUUUUAUGAACCCCACGCUUGCCAAUAUGGCAUCCAAGUCUAGGCGGAUUUGUUCUACGUCUGCUUCAAACUCGAUACCUCCGUUUUCUUUGCUGGAAAAAGACUGGGCAGAGACUAAUGCUCGCAUAGAGACCGCUUCGCUGUGUAGCAUCGAGCCGGACACUGUCGAAGAUGUUUACCCAUGCACGCCCUUGCAAGAGGCUCUUAUGGCGCUGUCAGCCAAGGUGAAAGAAGCAUACGUGGCCCAGCGCGUGGUCGAACUCGCUGAUGUAGAGUCUGCUCAUAGGCUCAUGACUGCUUUUGACAUGGCUCAGAAAGGUUGUCCUAUUCUGCGCACCCGAAUCGUGCAAGUGCCUGGACGUGGACUAGUCCAGGUCGUUGUCAAGGGUCGUUUGGAAUUCUUCGAGGGAACUGAUCUGGAAGGAUAUCUCUCCUCGGACAGAGACGCCUCCAUGGAUCUUGGCAAGCCUCUUGUUCGGUACGCCUUGAUCAGUGACCGUAAAGCCGGCAAAACUAAUUUUGUUUUGACGAUGCAUCAUGCCUUGUACGAUGGAUGGUGUAUGCCGUUGAUCGUUGAUAGGGUGAAUAAAGCUUACAACAGGCAACCAGUUGCACGAUCAGCAGAAUUUAAGCAUUUUAUCCAGUACAUUCGUGAAAUCGAUAAAGAAGCAUCGGCAAAGUACUGGAGGAACCAGCUUCAAGGAGCGAGCAGAUUGCAAUUCCCGUCUCACCCAUUCCCAGGAUAUCAAGCCAAGGCCGACUCUCUUCUCGAGGAGUACGUGGCGCUUCCUAGACUACCUGAAUCUCAUUCAACCAUUGCUACUGUUAUCCGGGCUGCGUGGGCAUAUGUGGCCUCUCGGUAUACCAACAGCGAAGAUGUUGUAUUUGGGGAAACGCUGACUGGUCGCAAUGCCCCCAUAGUCGGCGCAGAAGAGAUCGAGGGCCCCAUGAUUACCACAGUUCCCUUUCGUGUCCAGGUAAAUGGGGAAAUGUCCAUACCCGAAUACCUCGGAGUAAUUCAGAAGCAGGUUGCGGCGCAAAUCCCGCACGAGCACUUCGGUCUUCAACAUAUUCGACGGCUGAGCCCUGAUGCUCUGGAGGCCUGUGAGUUGAAAACCGGUUUGGUUCUCCAUCCAAGUUCUGAGGGCCACAAUGUAUCGGAAGAAAACUUGCCUGCUAGUUGCCUGGUACCAGCCGGUGACAAAGAGGCAGCACAAGAGGCCCUCAAAUUCAACACGUACCCUUUGAUGCUUGUCUGUUCCAUUGACCCCAAGGGCUUCCUUGUCAUGGCCAGCUUCGAUUCGAGAACGAUUAGUCCGCCUUGGAUGCAGCGAGUCCUCGGCCAAUUCAGGCAAGUUGCUGAACAAUUAUGCGAUAAAAGCUUUAGCUGCGUGGGUGAUCUCUCUUGUCUCACACCCCUUGAUCUGACCCAACUGGGAGAGUUACCCAACUCUACGCGCGAAGAUGUAAUGCCGGGAUUGGACGGUGUCGAAUCAUUCUACAUUGUCGACUCGAAGGACACCAAUAAACUAGUGCCGAUUGGAGCCAUAGGGGCACUCAUCGUCCGAUCUAGGUCUGUCUUGCAGCUACCUCGUAUUACAACACCAAGUUGGGUUCGCCAACUUGUCGACCCUGACUCAGAGGAUGCUAUGGGGAAUCUUUACCAGACAGGUGUGCUGGCAAAAUACAGUGUUGAAGGUCAUAUCCGACUCCUCGACGCAGUCACCCAACAAAACGGCGAGGGCAGGAUUGCCGCUCCGUCAACGGCCAAACGCGUAUCUGCGACAUCGCGUCGACAGAGGAGACUCCGGAAGUUAUGGAGCCGGGUCUUACUCGUUAAGGAGGAAGAGAUUGGGUUGAAUGAUAACUUCUUCCUACUGGGCGGUGAUUCUAUUGCCGCCAUGAAGCUUGUUUCGGAAGCUCGAGCUGAUGGAAUCAAGCUAACGGUGAUGCAAAUGUUCGAAAAACGCACGCUAUACGAUAUGGCAAGCGUCGUUGAAGAAGAUUCAGUUUCAAAUAACGGCAAAGUUGAGCAGAUACCUGAGUUCUCUCUGCUGGGUCAGGAGGAUCCUUCCAGUUUUGUCAAUACCGUUGUGCGACCGCAGCUAGUCGACCCGCAAACGAAGAUUCUUAAUGUUCUCCCCACGCGUCCUCUGCAACAAAUUGCCGUGAAAGGAACCACGCAAUUUCCGCGAUACUCUGCACGGUAUGAGCUUAUGUACUUUGAUGACUCCAUUGACGAGGAGCAUGUUCGAUAUGCCUGCCAAGAGCUUGUGUCUCGAAACGAAAUCCUCCGAACAGUCUUUGUAGAACACGAAAACCAAGGAUACGGAGUCGUCCUCGAGCGCCUGGAGGCGGAAUUUGUCACCUAUACCAGCGAAUCAGGUAAUAUCGACAACCUCGAGGAAUACGCCAGGGACUUGUGUCGUUCUGAUGCCCUGUCAGACAUGCCCUUGGGCUCCAGCUUCGUGAAGUGGUUUCUGGUCAAACAUGGCGAGGGCAGGGCUUGUCUAAUAUUGAGAAUCUCUCACGCCCAAUACGACGAGAUUUGUCUUCCAAUACUACUGAAACAACUGUCGGCCUUGUACGAAAACAGACCUGUGCAGGAAUCUGUCCCCUUCUCGUGGUACGUCGGCCAUGUCUUGCAGCACAACAUUCCCAGCAGCAUCGGGUACUGGAAGCGCCUCCUCUCGGGCUCUUCGAUGACUAUUCUAAAGCCCGAGCUGGCUGUCGAGAAGACGAACCACUUUGCUGUUCAGCGCGCUGUGGACAUAGCCACGCGAUCCAGGGACGUCACAGUAGCUACGCUACCGACCGCCGCUUGGGCACUAUGCUUGGCUCGCCGGCUCUCGCUGCGAGACGUGACUUUUGGCGAAGUGGUCUCCGGGCGAAACAUUGACUUUCCCAACGCCGACGCCGUCACGGGACCUUGCUGGCAGUACGUCCCCGUGCGGGUCGAGUUUGAUGCCUCGUGGACAGUCGCCGACCUGCUGGCCUACGUUCAGCACCAGCACGUGGCUUCCUCUGCUCACGAGGGCAUGGGCCUCUACGAGAUCAUGGAUCAGUGUACCGACUGGUCCGAGAAGGCUAGGCCAGGCUGGUUCGACUCGGUGGUCCACCAGGACGUAGCGCACGUCGAGACGCUCCCCUUUGCCAGGGCAAGAUGCCGCAUGGAAACGCUGUACCCGCACGAAGAACCGCUGCGAGAGUGGAAGGUGCAAGCCUUCAUUGACGGAGACAGCAUGACGCUGGAGAUUGUCACCUUGGAGAGCUGGGCAGAGUAUGCCAGGGGGCUGCUUGCGGACUUGGCUCAAGUUGUGGAACUCUUGGUUUCCCGUCCUCGCGCAACUUUAUUCUAG